AAUGGGAGAGGAUUGAGUUACAUGAGAGACACAUGUUUCAAAACGUCAAGUCUACCACCAUCCGCUGCAUAAUGCCUGACUUGAAGAAGCUCAGACGUUUCCUCCAAGCAGGUGAAAAGUGACAAGUCUGCCAGAUAGAAAUGCUCGAUGUGUUAAUAAUAGGAGGUGGGCCCCAUGCCUUGACCUUGGCGAGCUUGCUCAACAGCCUUGACCCUGAACAAGAUUCUGACCGUGAAGAUGACUCUCGUAUCUCCAACGCCCCUCUCUCACACCUUGAGACAUUCAAACACAAACGCUGUAAUGAAAGAGGAAAGAGGAGGACAACAGCAGGACAGAUGACUGAGGAGCAGAAAAAAAAGCCAACAAUAUCAGAAAGCAAUGUUUGCCCCCCACUCAGUGUCCUGGUGGUGGACACCUACGGAGAGUGGGUCAGUCUGUGGGAGAGCCAGUUCACAGCUCUGCACAUCCCUCACCUGCGCUCUCACACACUGGUGCACACAGACCCUUUAAAUAAGAAUGCGCUUCAGGAGUUCGUUCUCAAGUAUGAUCGCUCAGCAGAGCUUCACAGCCUUCCUGACCAUGUUCAAAUUCUGGAUGACAAUGCGUUCUUCAAUGACAAGCGGCUUGGCAAGAAGGAGAGGAGACGUCUGAACGUCACGUCAACGCUGAAGAAGAGUUUGUCCUUCAGCCUACCGGGAACCAAACUGAGUGUGGAUUUUUUCAAAGAACAGGUGAAGAGAUACAAAUUGGACAAAAUUCUGCUGAAAGGAACAGUCGAACACAUCAUCCCAGUGACUGGGGACACAAAAGGAAUGGGUGAAGAACAGGAAGCCCAAAGAGAGAGUGAACAGGUGAAAGUUGACCCAAGAAAGAAGGUUGAACAUUUUUGCGUUGAACUUCAAGACGGCAGCAUCUUAAGAGCCCGGCAGGUUGUUUUGGCAACAGGUCCAACCCGUGUUCAAAUGUCCAACAUUCCCGAAUGGGUAAAAAGCAUUGAGGAAAGUUACCCAGAGGGGCGACUGCAGCACACAGUUCAUCUCAUGCACAGGCUGCCAAACUCUAUGCAAAAACUCCAAGAAACAGAUUGUCCAGGACAGGAGGAGACUUCUUCCGGUCAAGUAUGUGAGGCAGGACAGAGAGUAAUGGUAGUUGGUGGAGGUCUGACCAGCGCUCAUGUCGUAUCAAUUGCCCUGCAGCAAGGGGCCGACCACGUCACAUGGGUCAUGAGAAAACACCUGCAGCUGAAACAGUUUGAUGUUGGCGACGUGGAGAGCCUGGUAGGCCGUUACUCCCACGUGGAGCACGGCAUCAAGAUGGAUGGCCAGUCCUACCUGAGGCAGUUCUACAAUGAACGCAGCCUCCACAAACGUCUGGCUAUGAUCCGGCAGGCGAGAAAAGGGGGCGCCAUCACCCCAGAGGCAUACAUCCACCUGCAGCCAUUUAUACAGAGCGGACAGGUGGAGCUGAAGACAUUCUGCCAGGUGAACGAGGCCAGCUGGUGCCACAGGUCACAAUCCUGGAAUCUGUCUCUCAGCACUAGAGACCACUGGACAGGGGACAGGAUCUGGCUGGCCACCGGCUGCAAACUUGACAUCAAACAGGAUCCACUGCUUUCUGACGUGAUGAAGAAUUUCCCAAUCCAAGUGAUUGAUGGAUGGCCUUGUAUACUGGAAAGCUUACAAUGGACAGGAGGAUGCCCACUCUAUCUGAUGGGACAGUACUCUGCUCUUCAGGUUGGUCCUCAUGCUGUAAAUCUAGCUGGUGGACAGGCUGCCAGCGUGAGAAUUGCCAAGAACAUCAUGCACCAUCAGAUGCAGGACAGAGGACGAGAUUCUGAAAUGGGAAGAGGGAAAUCCAAAACUGAAGAAUAUAUCCAGCAGAUGAAAGGACUUUUCUGGCUUUAGUGUUAACUGAGCCCUUCAGAUGCAACUGAGACUAAUGUCAGAUAAUACAAUAAGUAGUCUGAAAGUAAACAUCAAGCUUGCCCUCUCCUGUGCAGAAAAAGACUUGCAGAAUGAAAUAACAUAAAGAAAAAUGAAAAAAAAUCAGAAGAUUCUUUUGGAUAUGGUAUGAUGACCUUCACCUUUAAAUGUUUCAGAUAUACUGUUAUUUUUAAAAUAUUUAUUUAUUUUACUUUUGUGCAAUUUAUGUGUUAUUUUGAUUUUCUUGUGAUUGUUCUGAUUUCAGUUUUGUUUCUUUAUGGGGGUCUCCCCGUUUGGUAUUGUGUUGCUUGCCCUUGUUUGAAAAAAACACCAACAGAACAAAUGAGUGAUUUUAUCCCACUCCUUAAAAUACAGUUCGGUCACUUUUUUUUUUUUUUAUUAAUAAUGGGGGGUUUUUGCAAAAAAUGUUUACAAAUUAAUAUUAUCUACAAAAUCAUAUAUUUAAAUGUAUUUCAUUAAAAAAGAG
This is a messenger RNA of Gambusia affinis (western mosquitofish), 2409 nucleotides long. RefSeq lists its product as uncharacterized. The coding region runs from base 141 to 1904 and encodes 587 amino acids. The transcript has 10 exons. Lineage: Eukaryota; Metazoa; Chordata; Actinopteri; Cyprinodontiformes; Poeciliidae. Gene Ontology annotation, molecular function: oxidoreductase activity. The record is from RefSeq and is a predicted model, not a curated record.